Molecule: messenger RNA, 961 nt
Organism: Lolium perenne
Lineage: Eukaryota; Viridiplantae; Streptophyta; Magnoliopsida; Poales; Poaceae
Source: RefSeq, a predicted model, not a curated record
UGAUUUCGUAGAUGAGUAUACGCGCAUGAGUGAGUCAACCGGCUUGGAAUCGAUGUACAGGUUCUGCAGAGCUGUGAUCGGUUCGUUCGGAGAACAGUACCUCCGUCAACCUAAUGCAGAGGACACAGCUCGUCUGUUGUCGAUCAACGCUUCCAGGGGUUUUCCUGGGAUGCUUGGCAGCAUAGACUGCAUGCACUGGGAGUGGAAGAACUGCCCCUUUGGUUGGCAGGGGGCAUACAGCGGCCAUUCUGAGGGGUGCACAGUCAUUCUUGAAGCUGUUGCUUCCCAUGACACAUGGAUUUGGCACUCAUUCUUCGGAAUGGCUGGCUCGCACAAUGACAUCAAUGUGCUGCAGCGCUCUCCGGUGUUUGAUAGGCUAGCGUACGGUCAGUCCCCUGAUGUGGAUUUUGAGAUCAAUGGCCACCACUACACCAAGGGGUACUACCUUGCUGAUGGUAUCUAUCCACCUUGGGCUACACUCGUGAAGACAAUCCGAAACCCCAACUCAGAGCAGGAGGCAAGGUUUGCCAAAGAGCAGGAGGCAGCCCGGAAAGAUGUCGAGCGGGCGUUUGGCAUCCUCCAAGCUCAUCUAGCUGUGCACAACCAGCUUCAGGCUGAUUUGGUCGAGCACAUGUGGCAGCAUCUUUGUGGCUUCGCCAACUUUUGCCCAAUCGACAUUUUGCUGGCUCUCGGCAACCAGUGCUAUAGUGCCUUCCACGCCAAUCUUCAAGUUUUCUUGGCGGAGAGCAAGCCCAAGGUCUUCGUGGGGGACGAAGCAUUUGGCAAGGUCAGCAAAGGCGUCGGGUUCCUUUUUCUUCGGGAAGAAAUAAGGGAACAAGCGCGAAAACGCAGCUUGGGCGUCAAAGAUGCUACAACGCACCAGAUCCGCAUGAAUCUCAAGAAGAGACAGUGCGUCGAGAAGACGGUCUUCUUCUGGCCGGUCCAGUUCAAUGGGGCCUAG